This is a messenger RNA of Eremothecium sinecaudum, 1422 nucleotides long. RefSeq names its product mitochondrial 37S ribosomal protein uS4m (gene NAM9). The record is from RefSeq and is a predicted model, not a curated record. The transcript has a single exon. Gene Ontology annotation, biological process: positive regulation of translational fidelity. Gene Ontology annotation, molecular function: rRNA binding; structural constituent of ribosome. Bases 1 to 1422 code for a protein of 473 amino acids. NCBI's taxonomy places the organism in Eukaryota, Fungi, Ascomycota, Saccharomycetes, Saccharomycetales, Saccharomycetaceae. Gene Ontology annotation, cellular component: mitochondrial small ribosomal subunit.
AUGCCUAGGAAAGCCGUAUUACUCAACUCUCUGGCUAAAGGCAGGAUACGUGCUUCCUUUAACAAGUAUAACUUGUUUAAUCUUUACAAAAAGCCCCAUAUUGAGUUCAGAUCUACUACACUAUUUCAACAGAAAUGGAAAUCAAAGCAGGAAACUAGAGCCUAUCAUGGUGAUCACAUAACUGAAUCGAGAUGGAAAUCUACGUUUCUGCCUAAGCUGCAGUCCGUUGCCCAACUAGAUGCUUCUUUGCAGGGUGAAAAUGUGGAACCAACUCCAAUUUUGAUGCAAACUUAUGCUGUGUUGGAAAAAAGAUUGGAUUUUGCCAUAUUCCGUGCGAUGUUUGCAUCUUCGAUUAGACAGGCGCGUCAAUUUAUAAUUCGUGGGUAUGUUACUGUGAAUGGCGUAAAAAUUGUUCAUCCAACAUACCCAUUAAAGCCCGGUGAUAUGUUCAGAGUAAAGUCUGAGAAGGUCCUCGAGGCUUUGGGAGCGAAGAAACCCAGUUUGAAAGAAGCCCUGCUUAUUGACAAAACUCAAAUUAGACUCUGGAACAAGUACGUGAUGGCUGCUAGACACGACCCAGACAAUACUUGGAAAGCAAAGAUAAAGGAACUGCAGCGAAUGGAUGCCUCUAACCCGGAGAAAUUGAAGUUUAUAGAGUUUAUGAAACACUACAAUGAAAUUCUGGAAUCUGAGAAACUGCAAACUAUUAAGAAAUCCAAUAUCACCACAACUUUGACUAAGGUCAUUGAAACAGGCGAAGCUGCGAAGGAAUCUGGUGAUUCUAAAGAAUCCGACUUCCAAGCUGCUUUCUAUGGAGAUAAAUCCGUUGGUAAAGCAGCUAUGAAUGUUCACAAACAAUUGGAAUCCUUGAAUGUCUUUCAAAAGUUUAAAGGAUCUCCUUCGUCGAUCGCUUCUCAGAUCCUAGGCUCUGAAAAAGCUGACAAUGCAUCGGAUGAAAAUAAAAUCAUUAGAAGAACAGUUAAGCAAUCCAUGAAUGAAUUCCAAGCCCUUUUUGACGGAGCUAUAAGAAAAUACUAUGAUAAUAAAAAGGGUAACCUUCAGACCUGUGAACUUCCUUACGAUAGUGAAUGGGCCCAAAAGCUUCCUCUACACCCACAAAUCAAUGUUACUGAGCUACUUCAAAAUCCUGAUAAAGCUGUCCAUGCUGUUAAUUUACCGUGGCAAAAGGGUUUAUAUGGUCGUAAAGAAUCUUCCAAGCCUUAUUUUACUCCUUGGAAACCUAGACCAUUCCUUGCACCAUUUGCUAUUUUACCGCAUCACCUGGAAAUUUCUUUUAAGAGCUGUAGUGCGAUUUACUUGAGGGAUCCAGUGGCUCGUCCAGGUCACUCGGAAGUUAUAUCGCCAUUCGGUUUGCCCGUUCACCAACGAGCAUACAUGUACUACGUGAGGAAAGGUAAAUGA